CUCCAGACGUCAUCCCCAUGCUCCUUUGUUUUUGCCCCUCCGGAAUUGAUUAAUCUUGCGAACUCUCCCAAUCUACUCUCAUCACCAUGGCUGACAUGCCCAUUGUGCUCGACGGAGGAACGGGUUUCCUCAAGGUCGGAUAUGCUGCGCAGAACUUCCCCGAGCACCAGUUCCCCUCGAUAGUGGGGCGGCCCAUAUUGCGAACGGAGGAACAGGCAGGCGACAUUGUCGUCAAGGAUAUUAUGUGCGGAGAUGAAGCCGCCGCUGCCAGAUCAAUGCUCCAAAUCAGCUAUCCUAUGGAGAACGGUAUCGUGAAGAAAUGGGACGACAUGCAACACUUAUGGAACUACACCUUCUACGAAAAGAUGAAGAUCGAUCCUACGGGCCGCAAGAUCCUCCUGACCGAACCCCCCAUGAACCCCCUGAAGAACCGGGAGCAAAUGGCUGAGGUGAUGCUGGAAGGCUACAACUUUGGUGGCGUGUACGUUGCUAUUCAAGCUGUGCUUGCAUUAUACGCUCAGGGUCUUAGCAGUGGUGUGGUCGUGGAUUCCGGUGACGGUGUCACCCAUAUCAUCCCCGUCUACGAAUCUACAGUCCUGAACCACCACAUCCGCCGACUUGAUGUCGCUGGUCGUGAUGUCACCCGUAAUCUCAUUGCCCUCCUGCUCCGCCGUGGCUAUGCCCUGAACCGUACCGCCGAUUUCGAGACCGUGCGCCAGAUCAAGGAGAAGCUCUGCUACGUGUCCUACGAUCUCGAGCUGGACAAGAAGCUCUCAGAAGACACAACGGUCCUGGUCGAGUCCUACACCCUCCCCGAUGGUCGCGUCAUCCGCGUAGGCAGCGAGCGCUUCGAAGCCCCGGAGUGUCUUUUCCAGCCGCACUUGGUGGAUGUCGACCAGCCCGGUAUGGCCGAGCUGCUCUUCAACACCAUCCAGGGUGCCGAUGUCGAUGUACGCUCCAGUCUGUACAAGGCGAUUGUGCUCAGUGGAGGAAGUAGCAUGUACCCCGGUCUGCCUUCGCGGUUGGAGAAGGAGAUCAAGCAAUUGUGGCUCACCCGGGUACUGCAAGGAAACCCGGAGAGACUGGGCAAAUUCAAGGUCCGCAUCGAGGACCCGCCUCGACGAAGACACAUGGUCUUCCUGGGAGGUGCUGUCCUUGCCAACCUGAUCGCCGACAAGGAGGAUAUGUGGGUUUCUAAGCAAGAGUGGCAGGAACAGGGCGCCCGUGCCCUGGCCAAACUUGGCCCUAGAUAGUAGUACUACUACCUGCAUACGCUACUCGAUUUAACCUAACCUACCACCUCGAUUGUGAUCCUUUACCGUUUGUGCGAAUUGGAAAACCCCCUUCCGCAUCUUCCAAGCAACAAUUCUUUCCG
Molecule: messenger RNA, 1375 nt
Organism: Aspergillus sclerotioniger CBS 115572
Lineage: Eukaryota; Fungi; Ascomycota; Eurotiomycetes; Eurotiales; Aspergillaceae
Product: actin-related protein 2
Exons: 7
Coding region: 87-1253 (388 amino acids)
Biological process (GO): Arp2/3 complex-mediated actin nucleation
Cellular component (GO): actin cortical patch; Arp2/3 protein complex
Molecular function (GO): actin filament binding
Source: RefSeq, a predicted model, not a curated record